AUGCUCUUCACUAAGACUACCGUUUUGGCCGCUCUCAUCGCGGCCGUCAAUGCCCACAUGAUGAUGUCGUCCCCAUCCCCCUUCGACCCUGCCGCCCUCGACAAUUUUCCACUCGACCCAAAAGGAAUCGACUUCCCCUGCAAAAUCGGCCAUAAAGGUUACACUCUCACUGGAGGAACCACGAAUAACUACGAGCUUGGGUCUUCGCAGACUCUGUCUUUCGUUGGGACUGCGGUUCAUGGUGGAGGCAGUUGCCAAGUGGUGUUGACCUACGAUAACCCUCCGACCAAGGACAGCAAGUGGAAAGUUAUCCACUCUAUCGAGGGAGGCUGCCCUGCCAAGAAUCAAAUCGGUAACCUACCGGGUGACAGUGCCGCUGCCGCGGACCCUUACACGUACCCUUACACCAUCCCGACAGACAUCCCUGCGGGAAAAGGAACCAUUGCCUUCACGUGGUUCAACCGCGUCGGUAACCGCGAAAUGUACAUGAACUGCGGAGCUCUGGAGCUUACUGGAACUGGCGGCGACGAGGCCAACUUUGACAAGCUCCCCGACAUGGUCAUCUUCAACAUCGCCCCCUACCCGAUUCUCCCAGAGACCACAGAGGACAACAACAUGGUCUUCGCUGAUCCCGGUGACUCCGUCGAGAACAACCUCGCCAUCGGCGGCUUUGGAAGCUACACCACGGGUGGCAGUGGCGGCGCCAGCGCUGCGCCGGCCGCACCAAGCUCAACGGCUGACGCUGGCGGCGCCGGCGGUGUCUUCAUUACCGUUCCCGUCGGCGGCGACACCAGUGCCGCUCCUGCUGCGACCGCUACCGCUACCACUCCUUCCACUGCUCAAGUGCCCGCCACCACCCUUGCGACGACGACUUCGGCCGCCGCCGUCGCCUCGCCCGCCAGCGGUUCCGGUUCCAGCUCAGGAUCCACGUCGGGCGCUCUCUCCGGCGCCUGCACCUCCGAAGGCAUGUUCAACUGCAUCGGCGGCAGCAGCUUCCAGCAGUGCGCGAGCGGAACAUGGUCCGCAGUCAUCGCCAUGGCACCCGGAACCAAGUGCACCGAAGGCCAGUCCGCCAACAUGGCUAUUGCCGCCGCCAAGAAGGUCCGUGCCUUCCAGGCAUAA
This is a messenger RNA of Anthostomella pinea, 1122 nucleotides long. NCBI's taxonomy places the organism in Eukaryota, Fungi, Ascomycota, Sordariomycetes, Xylariales, Xylariaceae. The record is from the annotation of a GenBank genome assembly.